AUGCCUACCCUCAUCACGGAACUCGUGAACCGCCGCAGCUCCGCCCCCUUUCCGGAAGCGACAUGGAGGCUGGCCUUGUACCUCGCAUUUUGCACCCAGUGGAAACCAUCUGUUGGGAGCUCAGGGGGUCUUUAUCGCAGGUGGGAUGGAGAGAAUGCACGGAUCCAGAAUCCUCUCCAAGAGUUCAUCUCCGUGAAAGAAAUCAUGUGCUCCUCUCUUUGCUCCGGGAAUCCGGAGUGCAUCAGCUUCGUAACGGAGACGAGGAACGGGGAAGACGUCUGCCAGCUGGGAGGCAAGUCCUCGAAUCUGGUGGCGGUCUCCGGGAGUCAAGCCACCGUCUACUUUUUGGAUCCCCCAGAAUGCAAGGUGACUCAGCAGGGCGGCGAGUACAUCGGGAGGCAGAACGCGACCCUCUCCGGUUUUCCGUGCCAGCCCUGGGCUAGCUCCACGCCCAACGCCAACCAGCAGCUCUCCGAGCACCUUGGAGGAUUCGCGGACGAGGAGGACGUCCAAAUGGGGCACAACUUCUGCAGGAAUCCGGACGGGAGAGCCGCUCCUUGGUGUUACAACGCAAAUGGCACCAAUCCUUCCUGGGAAUUUUGCAACAUCCCUUUCUGCGAACCACAGAUACCGGCUAAGAAAGCGACAGGUGAAACUCAAGUGCGAGGAUGCUAA
This is a messenger RNA of Darwinula stevensoni, 675 nucleotides long. The record is from the annotation of a GenBank genome assembly. Lineage: Eukaryota; Metazoa; Arthropoda; Ostracoda; Podocopida; Darwinulidae.